AAUCCCAAACAAGGAAAUGGUGGGGGAAUAAAACGACCAGAUUAUUUAAUUAAUGCAUGUAAUAAUUAAUAUUUUAUUUUAUUGUAAAUUAAGACGUAUUUAUGGGUUAAAAUGGAUUACGACUUCAAAACAAAGCUGGCGGCCGAGAGAGAGAGAGUAGAAGAUCUGUUCGAAUAUGAAGGUUGCAAAGUGGGUCGAGGCACCUACGGGCACGUUUAUAAAGCUAAGCGCAAAGACGGGAAAGAUGAGAAGGAGUAUGCACUGAAACAAAUAGAAGGCACUGGAAUAUCGAUGUCUGCCUGCAGGGAAAUCGCUCUGUUACGAGAACUGAAACACCCGAACGUGAUCGCCCUGCAGAAAGUGUUCCUCUCCCACAGCGACAGAAAGGUGUGGCUCCUCUUCGACUAUGCCGAACAUGAUCUUUGGCACAUCAUCAAGUUCCACCGCGCCUCCAAGGCCAACAAGAAGCCCAUGCAGCUGCCCCGAGGGAUGGUUAAGUCUCUCCUGUAUCAGAUUCUGGACGGGAUCCAUUACCUCCAUGCCAACUGGGUGCUCCACAGGGAUCUGAAACCAGCGAACAUCUUGGUGAUGGGGGAGGGUCCUGAACGAGGAAGAGUUAAAAUCGCUGACAUGGGUUUCGCCAGACUCUUCAAUUCUCCGCUGAAGCCACUGGCUGACCUGGACCCCGUGGUGGUGACAUUCUGGUACAGGGCCCCCGAGCUGCUGCUGGGGGCCCGACACUACACCAAAGCUAUCGACAUUUGGGCCAUUGGCUGCAUCUUCGCGGAGCUGCUGACGUCGGAGCCCAUCUUUCACUGUCGCCAGGAAGACAUCAAGACCAGUAACCCCUUCCAUCACGACCAGCUGGACCGGAUAUUCAGCGUCAUGGGCUUCCCAGCAGAUAAAGAUUGGGAAGACAUCAGGAAGAUGCCAGAGUACCCCACACUUCAGAAAGACUUCAGGAGAACAACGUAUGCAAACAGCAGCCUAAUCAAGUACAUGGAGAAGCAUAAAGUGAAACCAGACAGUAAAGUUUUCCUGUUGCUCCAGAAACUCCUCACCAUGGACCCCACCAAAAGAAUCACAUCAGAGCAGGCGCUGCAGGACCCGUAUUUCCUGGAGGACCCACUACCAACCACUGAUGUGUUUGCUGGAUGUCAGAUCCCCUACCCAAAACGAGAGUUUCUAAAUGAAGACGAGCCAGAGGAGAAAACAGAAAAGAACCAGACCCAGCAGCACCAGCAGACGACAGGCCAAACUCAGGCCCAGAACCAGCAGCAGACGACAGCCCAGCAGGCCCCAUCCCAGCAGAGCUCGGCCCAGACCAACGGCACUGCGGGGGCGACAGGAACCACAGCCGGCGGGGGCUUACAGCACGGCCAGGACCAGGGGCCCCCUAACAAGAAACCCCGGAUCGGGCCCUCCGGGGCCUCCUCAGGCACUGGGGUGCUGCAGUCAGAGUACCAGCACUCCAGCUCCCGCCUUGGUUACCAAAGCAAUGUCCAAGGUUCCACUCAGCCCCAGAGCACCAUGGGAUACUCAUCGUCCUCCCAGCAGAGCUCCCAAUACUCCCACCAGACCCACCGCUACUGAGGCUCCCAGUCACUCCCUACCAGCAGAGGUCCUCCUCCUCAACCAACCCUGAACCUCAGCAGAAGUUGCCGUAAAGCCCUCAGCUCCAGGCAAGGCGUCACUCCCAGAUCCUGAUCGGAUGUCUUUCCGUGUGUCGGAUCAUUCCAGCCCAACCAUCCACCUUUCAUCUUUGACCUUGAACUCUAACCCCACAGCAUUCCCCAAGGGCACUGCAAUAUGAAGGCAAACUCAAACAUUAGGAACCAAAAAAAAUAAACCCACAAAAAAAUUACAAAAAAAUAAACAAACACAUCCUGCCUCCCUGGGGUAGCAAGACAUUUUUAAAACUGAAAACAAUGUAUGAUAAAAUUGAAGAAGAAAUAAUGUCAGGCGCAAAACUCGUCACACACAGAGACUGAGAACCAUGGCACUUACAAAUACACAUUCUUCAAGAGGAAGAAUUGCAGCUGUGUUCAUAUAUGUAUAUUAUAUAGCACCUUUUUCUAUUUGAUUUUUUUCUUGCUUGUUUGCUAGAGUUUUCAAGUUUACCUGGAUAGUUGAUGUCAUUGUAAAUAUUGUGAAAUAUUGAAGCGAUCGGAUGAAACACAGGAUAGCCCUUUACUGUCAUCUCUAGUGUUCGUUGUACCAUUACCUUGGAUAAUCAAAACAAAAUCAAAAAAAAAAACUUUGAGCUAACCCUGUUCUUUUAAAGAAAAAAGAGAGAACUUCUCUCCCCAUAGAUUCAACGUUUGUACACAGAAAAAAAAAAAUUGGCUCUUUAGCCGAUGCAAUUGCAGGGAAAUACUAAAUGCGCAAUUUCUCUUAAACUUCUUAUAAUAGGGUUUCUAUAUUUAGACCUAUUGUUUGUCUAGAUUUGGAUUUGGAAAGUAAGAAAAAGUAGUUGUCUUUCUACAGUCUAAGUUCUGUACAUUCGAAUUCACUCCGUUACCUUCAGAGACCUAAAACAUUUGACAGUCAAGCUAUUCAGCGAAAAUGGGUAAAGACACAUCACACUCACCUGUUCAGACAAAGAAACAAACGGUUUUGAGGAGCCUAAACAUUCUCACCUGUGGCCAGCAGCCUCCCAGCGCUAACUUCCUUCGUCGAGGCGCUGCUGGUGGACACUUUGCUUUGACACCCAUCUUAUCGUGGACCUCCAAGACUUUCAAGGUUGCUGAGCGUGCGCAUAACCAUACAGGGCAGCUAACAGUACGCCCCCAUAUGUUCUUGAGACUGUUACUGCCUGAUGUCAUUUUUUUUAUGUUUUAUUGGCCUUUUACUUUAUCAUUGUUUCCCUGUGUGUGUGAAUGCGUGUUUCUAUUUUUGUUUUUCUUCUUUUAAAUUGCAUGGUUAUCCUUUUGCUCAGUCAAAGAACUGUACUGACCGCUUAACUGAUCUGCAAAGAGCUGGAACAAAUAUGGGGCGAGUUUGUACGCAAGCACCCGUCGUCCUCUUCCACCCCGCUCCACUGCAGUCGUCUGUGCACUGAGUAGAAACCUGGGCAGAGAAGAAGCCUUCAGGAAAUGGGUGCGUUCUUUAAUCCUUGCCAAGGGUCGCAGGUUAAUAUAAACAGCAGCGGUGGGUAUGGCGUGUCACCGGUGCAAGCCUUUUGUGAGCCACCCUGGAUUUGUACACUGUCCUUCCUCCGCAGGACAAGAGCAGAACAUGUCACGCUGCAAAAAAUCUCAAUCUUAACACGUCGUUUAGUGUCAUACCGAGUCUUAAAAUCUUGUUUUUUCUUAAAACAAGUGAAAAAUCUGUUUCAAGGCUUUUUCUGGGAAAAAGUACAAGUAUAUAGAGACAAGGCAGAGUAAGGCAGAUCACCCACUAGUAUGAAGUAAAUGAUGCUUGAUUAGCAUUGAAAACAACUGGGAUAAUCUCAUCCCACUGGCAGAUAUUUUUCAACUGUUUUAAGAAAAAAACAGUAACCCAUGGCGCUAGAAAAACACCAAGUAUGAGAUGAAAUAACUUGUUAAGAUGGCAGGUUUUUGCAGUAAAUUUUAUUUUAUGAUAUAUGCACAUGCAUAUGCUUUGGUUGUUUUGAAAUGAAUCAUUGAAUUCAUUUGAUAACCAUUACAAAAUUAUUGAAGAGGACACUCCCUUGAAAGGACGUGCUUGAGCACAAAUCCAGGCCUUUUUAUUUUAUUUUAUUUUUUUUUCAUGGGAGCUCCCCCCUUACAUUGUACAUGUUGUACAUGCCGUCCUCCACCUUCACUGGUCCCAUUCGGUCACGUGACGAACCAGGUUGUAUUAAAGAACACACCCAGUGACUCGACUGUAACUGUGCUGCGUGCGCUGAAAUAAAGAUGUGGACAUGGGGAUGCAAAAAAAAAGAAAGAAAGAAAGAAAAGAAACAGAGCCACCCCUGCUUGUUUUGUAACCUGCAGAGGAAUUAGGAAAUACUGUCACCGUGUGGUUGAAAACGAGAACUGGACCUCUGUCCUUGAUGAAAUUGUGCAAUUAUUACACAAACGUAUUGUUGGAAGGAUCAAGGCGGUUUUCACCAAGACAUUUGAGACAUGGUCAUAUGGUUCUAAUGUAAAACUGUUAUUUUUGUUGUUGUUGUUGUUGUUGUUGUUUGUUUUGUUUUAUUUUUUACCAGAAAUCCAGUCAUGUUUCACGGGUGUCACACUGACGCUGGCAACACUGUUCUUUGCUUUGCUCUGAGAAUAUGGACUAUUGGCUUUGCGUUUCAUGUGUCGAUACUAAGAUGCAACCAGUCGCUGUCUCUUCCCUCAGAAUCAGUUCAGUGUUGUGAUACAUACAGUAGGUAAACGACAAACGUCUCCAGUGAUUGUACUCUGCUGCUCCAUACUGGAUCUUUUCCUGCAGCAGGUCAAACCACGCGCUGAGUCGGCAUCAGUCCCUGUCCAGGGGGUUUGUGUCACUUCUGUUUCUGCAAAUGGUCUGAAAUUUUAAGUUUCUGUUCGAUUUUUAAAGCAAAAACAAAUGAUAUUGUGUAUUUCUGUUUUGUUUGAUUUUUUUAGUACUCGGCACUCGUGGUGGGGAGGUACUUUUCAGGAUUUGUGUUCAUAUCUUGAAUUGUCCAAAUGCAGACGGGAUCGACCCCAACCCUGCGUCACAUGAAUCAAGACUCCGCCUUUGAUUCUGUGAUGUUUAUAGGAAGAGUUUUAUUCCAAAAUGAGAUAGCAGCCAUAUGGAAGGGGGUUAAAAAAAAACAAACAAACAAACAAAAAAAAGCCAAGGCAGUUUCUCUCGCAAAAUGAUUGAUUGCACAGAGUGGAAAACAAUUUAUGGUACUUUUUAUAGUAAAUGUGUUCAAGUGCUUAGCGAGCAAAAUGCUAACAAUUUUACAAACUGGAUAUAGUUUUAUUGUCUGCCUAUUUAAUGGUGAACUUCAGGUCAUGACAUUUUCUCCCACCAUGGAUAUGUAUAGCAUUUUGGAAAUGAACUCUUCAUAUCUUGCUUCAGUUCUUUGGUUUAAUCUUUUCUACUCUUCUCUGGCAGUCUGGCAGGCAGAUGCAGGCGGACGAAACAGCCUUCUCACAACAGUCACAUCUGAUGGGGAUCAAAAACCAGCAGCUAUUCAUCAGAGGUUUUCUCCUCCCUUUAUUAUGUGUACUUACUCUGUGUUUGAAGUCUAAUCGAGUAGCAAUGAGGAUGCGGAAGACACUUGUUGUUGUAAAUUUCUUUCCACACAAGCGAGGUGUCAAAAGUAUUAUUCAGCGCGAGGCUCCCGACAGGAACCAGUGGGGCAAAAUUACUGUCAAACUACUCCUAUGCAAAAUCCCAGACAAAAGCUUUCACCUGUGCAGUGCUUAGGUUUUCCUACAAGAGCAUGCAGUUCUUAGGUUUCUCAUGGUUUUGAUUGAGACGUGUAUCCAUUCCUCCUGUAAUACCGAAUACAGUAGUUGAAGAUGGCGCUCACUUAAGUCCUUUUUUCACCUCUCACAGCAUUUUAAAAUGUACUCUAAAUGAAAUAUUGUAAAGAAAUGCAUAUAUAUGGAUAGUAUACAAUCAUAUUUAUUAUUUCCAUACAUAUAUGAAUAAUACCCUUUUUUUUUUUUUUUUAACUUUCCUCUGCCUUAACAGUAGUAGCUAUAGAAAGGGACCUCUGUCAAACAAACCAGGCAUCGCUCGACCCCGUCUCUUACUAUUUUAGAUUUUAGCUCACAUGAAAUCAUACGUGCUUACAGAAUGUGUUGCCACGUCAUGUUAUCUUGUCGCCGAUGUACAGUGAAAUGAAGGUGACACAUUCGGCUCUGACACCCCCCUCCCUUUGCUCGCAUUACCCUUGCUGCAACCCCACCCUCCCACCCCCUUCUCCACUGUUUCCUGGUUUGUUUCAUUUCAUCUGAAUUUCUCUCACGAUUCUUUCACAGCUACAAACAUUUUUACAGGAAUGAAAUGAUCCACAUUGCAGAUUGUGUGGAUGGUGCCUUUGUUUUUAGUCUUAGCAUUCAUCUUCUAAAGAUGUCAUGGAAAUCAGGAUUUUUUUUUCAUGCCUCCUAUCAUAGCUCUUUUGCUCUUUUUCCUGUGUUUGUUGCUCUUUUUUUUUUUUCUUCUUCCAUUACUAUGUAGCGUAUUGUUAUUUACAGUGUGGAAGCUAGCAGCUAAAUAUCUUCUUUUUUUGUUCUUUUUUUUGUUAAGUGAGUCACCUCUAAAGACUGCAAACAAUUUUGAUGGGCGAUUAGCUAUCAUUUUCUUCUCUAAUAGAUGCUAUUGUCCUCACAAUAUUGAAGCGCAGUUAAGUAUGUUUUGAAAUGCUGUACAUAAGAACACAUUUUAAGGAUUUCUCAUUGAAAUAUUGAUACAGUAAUUGUCUUUUAAUGCACUGUUGUUGCUCAAAUAUUUAGUGGUAAAUAAAAAAAAGUAAUGUUUUUUAAUGUCUUGUUUAGACACUAAAGUUAUGGCAGUUUGAUUAAAGAUAUAAGCCAGAUGAUGCUCCUUUGUGUGUGUAGAUAUUGAAGACACACAUUAGUACAUGCAUAUUAAACCUAGUGCACCUCUAGGCCGCUCUCUUCUCACAUUUCCUCCUUUUAUUAGUGUUGCAUGUGCCUGUCUUUUCCAAUGAAGAACGUAAGCACUUAUCAUCACCCUCCAAACAGUUUGUACAGAAAGACAAACACUCCAUCUGCAAAUGUGAGUCUCUGCGAUGCCUGCCAUGCCGUUGAAAUACAAAAUACUUCUGUGGCUUGUGUCAGAAUGCAGUUACGCCAAAGCUCUCCCCAUCUGAACAUCUUGAAUAAGAGGCACCCUAUUUUAAAGAUUUUUUUUUAAUUAGGUGGAUACAUGGAUAUAUCAGCCAGGUCUUUUCGAAAGGAUAAACGUGGCAGCUGUUUGAAGUAUUUAAACAAAGGAGACUUUGUUAAUCUACUGAAAUCCACAAUUGAUCUGUGUGCUCUAACUGCCCGAGCCUCUCAGCAUGCUGCAUCACCAGGGAGCUUUGCAGGUUGGGGUGUCUGUCAGCUUUUCUGCAUCUUCUCUGUAUUACGUGUGUAUGUGCGUGCACACGAGUGUGAAAUAUACAUACGGCCUAACUGUCUGUAUUGUCUCUCCAUAGCAUUUAUAGAUAAGGCAGCAAUAGCUCAGUGCAGGAAAAUAAAAGAAGAAACAUUUAUUUAGCUGCUUUUAGCAAACUUGUCCAAAUUUCACUGUACAAAUGACUGUUAAAUGAGAAAAAGUCAUGUAUAUUUAUUUUAUAUCCUCUAUUGUAAUAAAAAUCUCUUUUGUCUCAA
Molecule: messenger RNA, 7271 nt
Organism: Myripristis murdjan (pinecone soldierfish)
Lineage: Eukaryota; Metazoa; Chordata; Actinopteri; Holocentriformes; Holocentridae
Gene: cdk19
Product: cyclin dependent kinase 19
Exons: 13
Coding region: 112-1593 (493 amino acids)
Biological process (GO): protein phosphorylation
Cellular component (GO): cytosol; nucleus
Molecular function (GO): ATP binding; protein serine/threonine kinase activity
Source: RefSeq, a predicted model, not a curated record